AUGGCUGGAGCAGAGAAGAUAGACAGAUUCAAAAGGGCACUUGACUUCCCUUUUGCGUUUUCUAAUUGUUCAAAUAAAAUUUGGGUUCUAUGGAAUCCGGACUUCACCAUUGACAUUCUUGAGGACAAAGACCAGCAAGUUCUACUGAAACUACUUUACUUGAACAAUCCGAACAUUUUUUACAUCACUGUUGUCUAUGGAAAGUGUGAUGAAGCUCUUAGAAUGGAACUGUGGGAUGACCUAAGAAACACUGCUGAAAGAAUCCAAGGCCCCUGGGGGGUAGUUGGUGACUUUAAUGUGAUUACCUGUUGUGAAGAGAAACAAGGGGGGAGACCUUUUAGAAUUGAAGACUGUGUUAACUUUCUCUCUUGUCUAGCUGAUUGUGGUCUGCAGGAUGCAGGAUUCUUUGGUUCAAAUUUCACUUGGUGCGACAACAGGGAUCCUCCUAACACCAUUUGGGAGAGGCUCGAUAGGCUGGUUUACAACUCUGAAUGGUUUGAUACGUUUGGCUCAACUUUGGUUACCCACCUGUCUAGGACAGGAUCUGAUCAUGCCCCCCUUCUUAUUCAUGCUGGCACUGAGGAGAUGAAUUUUAUCAAAGGCUUGGGAGAUCAAUGCAACUGGAAUCCCCUUCAGGCUCUCCAUCAGAAGAUUAAAAAUGUUUGCUCCAAGUUAAGUGCGUGGUCGAGGAUAGCAUUCGGGGACAUCUAUGAAGAGCCCAAGAGACUUGAAAUCUUGAUUAGAAGUUUAGAGGAGGCCAUGAUCUUGGAUGCCUCUGCUGAAAUUAGAAUGCAACUUGCUAGGGCCAGAGCUGAAUUUUCCAGGUUUCUGAUUCUCCAAGACACUAUACUAAGGCAAAAGGCAAGAGUUAGGUGGCUUUCUGAAGGAGAUACCAACUCGGCUUUCUUUCAUGGGAUAAUCAAAGGGAGAAGGAAGAGGUUAAACAUCCAAAAGAUUAGAGAUGAAGAUGAUAAUCUAUUUGAAGGAACUGCUGCUAUUGCUGAAGCAGCAGUGGAUUUUUUUCAGAAGCUCUUCUCACCUGAAUCAACCACUGAUGAACCCACCUCUUUGAAUGUUAUCCAAAGCGUAGUUUCUGAUGAAGAUAAUAGAUUUUUGAUUGCCAUUCCCUCCAGAGAAGAGAUUAAGGAGAUUGUUUUCCAACUUGAUCCAGAUAGUGCCCCUGGUCCGGAUGGACUAAGUGGCAAGUUCUACCAGAGUUCAUGGCCUGUUAUUGCUGAAGAUGUUUUUCUUGCAGUUAAAGCCUUUUUUGAAGGAUCUACUCUUCCUAAGUUUUUCACCCAUACUUGCUUAGUCAUGGUUCCUAAAGUGGAAUUCCCCCAACACUUUACGGACAUAAGGCCUAUUAGUCUUUGCAAUGUGUCCUCCAAAAUCAUUUCUAAACUCCUUACUGCUAGACUAAGUGGUUUGCUUCCUAGGAUUAUCUCUCCUAAUCAAAGUGGUUUUGUGAAAGGGAGAGCAAUUUCUGAAAACAUUAUCCUUGCCCAGGAAAUUGUUAAUGAUAUUGGGAAACCAGUGGAUGGGGAAAAUGUUUUGUUGAAACUUGACAUGGCUAAGGCCUAUGAUAGGUACUCUGUGAUUGUAAAUGGUGGAAGACAUGGUUUUUUCCAAUCAGGAAGAGGUUUAAGGCAAGGGGACCCCCUCUCCCCUUCCCUUUUUGUUUUAACAGCAGAGUUACUUUCUCAAUCCCUCAACCAGUUGAACAGCAACAGGAGAUUUAUUGGCUUCACCAUGAGCAAUCAGGGGCCACAAAUUAACCACCUUGCAUUUGCAGAUGAUACCAUUUUGUUUUGCAAUGGUGGUAGAACUUCUAUAAGACUGAUGCUUAAAACCUUGGCAAAGUAUGAGGCUAUAUCAGGGCAAAAGAUCAACAAGGCAAAAUGUAGCUUCUCUGUUGCUAUCAAGACUGAUCUGGAAACCAUCAGUAGGUUGGAGACUCUCACAGGAAUGAAGUAUGAGCCACUUCCCAUUAAAUACCUUGGUUGCCCAUUAUACUCAGGGAGAAAAAAGAAUGAGUAUUUCUCUGCCAUGGUCUCCAAAGUCAUCAAUAGGGUCAGAGGUUGGCACUUGAAGUUUCUAUCAACUGGGGGGAAAGCAGUUCUCAUCAGACAUGUCCUUCUGGCCUUGAACAUUCACACUCUUGCUGCUGUUCAUCCCACUAAAGGAGCCAUUGAAGACAUUGAAAGAUACCUAGCUAGGUUCUUCUGGUCUGGGCAAGACAACAAUACUAGACAACACUGGAUAGCUUGGCAUAAGCUUUGUCUUCCCUAUGAUGAGGGUGGUGCUAAUUUUAGGAGAGUUGAUGACAUUUGCAAAGCAUUCACAGCCAAGCAAUGGUGGAAACUCAGGACUACUAACUCUUUUUUGUCUCAAUUUUGCAGGGCAAAGUAUGGUAGCAUUAAUCAUCUUAUAUUCAUGAAAUGGGUUACUGGCCAAUCCCACAGUUGGCAAGCUAUGUGUAAGAUCAAAUUUGAGGUAGAGCAACAUAUCCUGUGGAAAGUGGGAAGGGGCAAUCUAAGUUUCUGGUAUGAUAAUUGGACCAAUUUCGGUCCCCUUUGUAGUAGCCUACCUGAUGAUGCUGAAUACGACAACACUAGAGUUUGUGAAGUGCUUAGAAAUGGUGAAUGGGUCUGGGCAGUGCUCAGGAUUCCCCCUCCAGAUGCAGUCAAGAACUUGGUGAACUCUGUCCACAUUAUUCUUAACCAGGAAUUAGAUGACACAGCAGUAUGGACUCCGAGCACGAAUGGAAAAUUUUCAGUCUCCUCUGCUUGGGAGUGCUUGAGACAGAGAAAUGAGGUUACAGCUUUUGACAAGAGCAUCUGGCACAAGGAUGUGCCCUUCAAGAAGACCUUUAUGACAUGGAGAGCAGCCCACAACAGGGUGGCAACAGUUGACAACAUUGGAAAAUUUGGAAUUGACUUGAGUACUACUUGCUUUUGUUGUCCUGAACCUUCCAUGACCCCCGGAGAGGAAGAUUGUGAGCAUUUGUUUUAUAGGGGUCAAUUUGCCCAAAAACUGUGGAGUAUAUUUGCUGGUAGGAUAGGGAUCCCUUUUACCGGUUUGAAUCUAAGAACUAUGCUCUCCUACUGCUGGAAAUUUAAGAACAAAAACUCAAUAGCUUCGUAUGUGUGCAAGAUCAUGGCUCCUAUCAUCAUUUGGGAGUUAUGGAGGUCGAGAUGUGCUAGCAAGUUUGGCAAUGAAAAACCUGCAGUUCUGAGGUCUAAAAGUUUAAUUACUUUUAACAUUGUGCAAAUUAUGAAAGCUCAUUUCAAAGGGGUUGCAGUGGGGAACACUUGGGAGGACAUUUGCAAGUUGUUUGACCUCAAACUAGUGGAAUUAUGCUACAAAAGAGUGAUAUGGAUGAAGCCACCUAUCCCUUUUGUCAAAGUCAACAGUGAUGGAAGCUGCAUAAAUAGCAAUUGUGGAGGAGGAGGAGUAGUGAGGUACUAUACUGGAAAAACUUUGAUGGCAUACAGCCUUCCACUUGGCCAAGGAAAUAGCAACUGGGCGGAGGCUCAUGCUUUGUUGUUUGGACUGCAAUGGUGUAUAGAGCAGGGUAUGUCGUUCAUUAUGGGAGAAACUGACUCUUUACUCAUACAAAAGUGCACUCAAGGAGACUGGACAGUUCCAUGGAGAAUUUCUGAAACAAUCUCAAAGAUCCAAACGUUGAUUCAAGGGAGAGGAAUUACCAUCCAACAUUGCUUUCGGGAAGCCAAUCAAGUUGCGGACAAGUUAGCUUCUUUAAGUCACCAUCUGCAAGAGACACACAUCUACACUAGUUUUGAUAUAAUGCCAAGACAAAUCAAAGGUUUACUUAACGUCGAUAGAUGGCAACUUCCAACCUUUCGAGCCAGGGGAAAAAGACCGGGUGUGCUUACCUUGGAGCCACCAUGA
Molecule: messenger RNA, 3912 nt
Organism: Lycium barbarum (goji berry)
Lineage: Eukaryota; Viridiplantae; Streptophyta; Magnoliopsida; Solanales; Solanaceae
Exons: 3
Coding region: 1-3912 (1303 amino acids)
Molecular function (GO): RNA-DNA hybrid ribonuclease activity; nucleic acid binding
Source: RefSeq, a predicted model, not a curated record